This is a messenger RNA of Ramularia collo-cygni, 1092 nucleotides long. RefSeq lists its product as uncharacterized. The record is from RefSeq and is a predicted model, not a curated record. Bases 1 to 1092 code for a protein of 363 amino acids. The transcript has a single exon. NCBI's taxonomy places the organism in Eukaryota, Fungi, Ascomycota, Dothideomycetes, Mycosphaerellales, Mycosphaerellaceae.
AUGUCCACGUCUACAUCCCGUCCCAUUAGCCAACAUCGGCUGUCCGUGAGCGGACCCAACGCCUUGAGCGUGCCCACCCGCAACUCGUUCAGCCGAACACAUUCGCACAGCACCACCGCCAACCCACCCAAUCGCAUCAGCCGCCGGAAGAGCUCAACCUUCUCCAAGUCGGCCCUUGCGUCGCUGCAGGACAUGGCCAAUCAGUCCAAUCCGGGCUCCCUGCCCACCCAUCCGCACGCCCAAUCCUCCGCCUCGGUCCUGAGCAGCAGUGCCGUGGUCGACGGGCCUUCUCUCUCCUCCYUUCAGGCCGUCGACAAGAAGCUCAAGAUGCGUCGUGCCAGCGAUGGCAUUCAUUUGUCGAAAAAGGACAAGGCAGCCUCGGGCGAGCUCAAAUGCGAGCACUGCGGCAAGGCUUAUAAACAUGGAUCCUGCUUGACGAAGCAUUUGUGGGAACACACUCCCGAGUGGCAGUUGACGUCGAAACUGCUCAUCUCGAAACACCAGCAAGUCCAACUUCUCGAAGCUGCAUCAGUGCUGGUGGCUAUGAACCAAGACGGUCCAAACGACRGCGACAACUCGUCUUCUCCUGCCGCCUCGGGCUCGUCUGAUAUGCGGGAUGAGGAGCUCAGCUCGACCGAGACCACACCGCCUCCACACCUCGACCAUUCCUACCGGGAUUCCAAGCGGCUCAGCAACGAGAGUAGCCUUUUCUCGCGUUCCUACCAGUCCGUCUUCUCGGAAAGCGGUCCCAAUGCCGAGAACGGUUUUGCGCACCAUCGCCAGUGGAGCACCUCCAGUGCCAGCCGGCCCGUGACGGCAGAAAGUUUUGGUGGUGACGAGGCAGAUCUGGCGGCAGCUGUGGGAUUGCUGAGCUGCAGCUAUGGUACACCAAAGACCGGUCCCACGGGUCUUUCAGCAGAUGUUCCUCCAGUCCCGCCUCUUCCCGCCAAAUACCAGAAGACCGCCUACUCGAACCUCCGUAAUAAUCGGGCUGAUGAUGUCGAUAUGGAGGGCGAUGAAAGCUUUGACGACGAGCCCCAUGGCAGGCAUGAGGAUGUCGACGAUGGGAUUUUUGGCAAAAUGGACGCAUAG